CCCGUAUAAACCGCCAUUACCUCAUUCUUACUCUGCGCCUCGUGACUUCAACUCCAUGGACUCGUACGGCGGCUCCGCGCCUUCUGGCCAAUCGUUCAACCCUCUCUCAUUCAUUCGACAGCCGCAAGUUAUCCUCCGGGUCGUCGGAAUCCUCUGUGCCAUCAUUGUCUUUGCUUGCAUUGCCGAUAAGGUCGUUGUCCAUGGUGAAUGCGCUUACUACUACGAUGACAACGCGUGCAAUUAUGGCAUUGCCAUUGGUGUCAUCUCAUUCACCGCUUCUAUUGCCUUUCUCAUCAUGGAUUUUCUGUUUGCGCGGCUGUCCAAUGCGCAGAUGCGGAAGUACAUGGUGCUGGCGGAUUUAGUCUUUUCUGUCGUCUGGUCAUUCAUGUGGUUUGUCGGAUUUUGCUACUUGACCGACCGCUGGAGGAAGACGCUUGAUAAGUACUCCGUGCCUAGCGAUAUAAAGAACAAUGCUCAGGCAGCCAUUGCCUUUUCUUUCUUUUCUAUUGUUGUAUGGGUUGCUCUGGCUGUUCUCGCAUUUUUUCGUUACCGCAAGGGACCCGGAAGUUCCUUCGCUGAGGAUACAGAAGGAACAGGAACGGCUGCUGAUCCCGGCUAUUCAUCGUUCCCCGGUCAGCCUGACUUAUCCGAGUCGUACCAGCAACCACCAUUCACAGAGAAAUCGGAGCCUCCACAGUAUCAACCACCGACGUAUUAGGAGGGACAAUUAGGAACGGUGGUGAUGGGGAUUGUAUUGGGUAUGCAUUGUGUACGCAUUGAUUAUUAGCUCUCGCUAUUUCAGCUGGAUUUGCGGCAUUGGCUGAUGGGAUUGUCAUCGCGGUGUACUCGUCUGUUGUGUAACUGUGCAUUUAGUUUUCAUUUGCUUGAUUAACUUUGCGAUUUAGUAUGCAUGUAGUGCCGUACGUAGUGAUUAAUACACUGUGAAUAACGAUCAACA
Corticium candelabrum is the source of this 958-nucleotide messenger RNA. Its product is annotated as synaptogyrin-2-like. The record is from RefSeq and is a predicted model, not a curated record. NCBI's taxonomy places the organism in Eukaryota, Metazoa, Porifera, Homoscleromorpha, Homosclerophorida, Plakinidae. Gene Ontology annotation, cellular component: synaptic vesicle membrane; neuromuscular junction. The transcript is spliced from 3 exons. The coding region runs from base 56 to 718 and encodes 220 amino acids.